GUUUAAGUAGAAACACGUUUACAUGUAGCGCUUUACCUCCCUCUAAUGGUUGCAGUGGGAAGUUGUUUUUGAGAGCAAAUACCGAAUGGCAGCAAGCAAUGUCGACUCGUGUGCAUGUGUUAAAAGCUGAUGUUUAAACCUUUUAUGUUGUGCCUUGGACAAGAUUUGUCCUUUUACGACGGUCUUAAGAGGGCAAUGGUUUGAGGCCAUUCUACAAAUAAAUCAGCUAAAAGAAACCAAGUCUGAUUAUUUGGAGCGUCGUUAACUCGCUGUCUAGCUGGUGAAAAACUAGAUGCUUCAGACCAACCAGUGUGCUCCCGGGUGGCGCGGGCACCGCACCAGCUGCUACAAGAAGAUGGGAGUCCCCAACGGUUGGCUGGGCGCCUGGCACCACUGCGUCUCUGAGGGCGGCAACCUGGUCUCGAUCACCUCCUCGGCCGAGGAAGACUUUGUGAAGGCGACCAUGGGCGUGGACACCCGCUUCUGGCUGGGACUCUCCAACCAGAAAUGUGACAAGGUCUGGUGUCGCUUUGAAGACGGGAGCCAGAAGCUGGCCUGGUCUGAUGGCGAGACAAUAAAGCACACCAACUGGGCCCCAAAUCAACUCGAAAGCGCCGACGUCGCGUCCUGCGCCCAUGUUGACCAAAAGGCUUGGAAGGAUUCCGGGAAGUGGAGGUCUGGCUCCUGCGCUUCCUCCUUAGCCUACAUGUGCAAACGGCCGCUGGACUGCCCGACGUGUUCCCCCAAAAGUGGUCCUGCUGUGGUGAAGACUUCUGACUGCGACGAUGGCAACAUCCUUUAUGGCUAUCAUUGCUAUUUUCAUGGCCCGAGUCGUGAAACUCAAGAGGAUGCUGAGGAGUUCUGUCUCGCCCGGGGAGCCCACCUGCCUCGCGUCCACUCUAAGCAAGAUGUCCAAUUCCUGUCUGAUCACCUUCAAAAUUAUCAUUUUCUUUGGGUGGGACUCAAGAAGAAGGGAGACAACUACAAGUGGAGUGACGGAACAGCUUUGGUAAGUGAAUUGCUGGAGGCCUUUGAAAAAGUCGGUUUGCAGGCAUCCGUUUUGUCUUGAAGCAUCGGGCAGCCGAUGAGACAUUUUUGGCGCUCUGAUUUUAGAGACAGCGAGGAGGCAGUUAAGAUGUCCAGGAACUAUCCUGGAUGGUGCCUCUGGUUUGUCUUUAGGUCUUCAGGGUUAGUUGCAUUGCGCAUGAGACCUUUGGGUCGCCAGAGAGGGCACAACAUGCUUCAUUUCAUUGCAAUGUUCAUACUACUUUGACUGACAAUAAAGUGAAGCCGACAAACCAAAGUGAAACUUGAAUGAGAGAAGGCACGCCAUUAAGUGAGGAAAUGCGGCAGGAAGACGACCAGAUCAAAUGCAACACGCUUAAAGUUCUAUCCAAAAUCUCGUCCGCGGGACUACGAAGAUCUCGACGACAGAAGCUACUCCGGUGGUGACUGUGCAACAAUAUUUGAUGCACAGAUCUACCUGAACUUACCAUGCCACUGGAAGCAGUCAGUUAUCUGCCAAACAGCCAAGCGCGGCGGAGGGCGUCCACCAUUGGUGGGCGAACCUGAUUGGACUGACAAAUGCGGCUGGUGGCUGGAUGACCCCUCCAGCGACUUCUGCUACCUGAUCAUCCCACAGCCCACCAAGACCUGGCAGGUGGCGCAAGACCACUGCCAAGCCCACCAAGGGAACCUGCUCAGCAUCGCCGACUCGCACGAGCAGGACUUAGGGGUGGGGAAAUUCAGGCCCCAGCAGUAUCCAUACCACAGAGCGGGUAUACAAAAGACACACAGAUGGCAUGAGCGCAACUCAAUAGGCUCUCAUAAGGCUGCCACACAACGGCGCCACAAAGAAAGUCAGAAAGUGCACAAGAUAAAAGCCAUCAAAGCAAAUCAAAGCUAAAAGACAAAGGAAAAAAAGUAACAGCGGCCACCUAGCACCCCUCAAUACAAGAGAACACCACAAAACACACAAAAUAGCCUCCACGGGGUCCAUCGACGGGUGUAAGGGCAGUCCAGUUCAACGGCGCCCAAUGGACCGUGGUGGUGAAUUGGUGAAAACACCACAAAGCAGGCAAACGUGCGAGCAGCGUCCCGGGCACCCUGUCGGGGGACGUGCAGAUGGUCACCACGGGGCUAGCAUGGCGAAAGUCGUUGGUUCCGACGAGCACGAGGGAGCGGACUCCCCACAGGUGUUGCGGCUGCAAGGCCAACGCGAGGGACCCGGUCAUCGCUGGUCGGAUAAGCAGGAAGCUGUCGUAGAGUUACGCCGGCCUCGACCGAUGAUCCCGGUCCCAGGAAGAAAAGAUAAAUAAAAUAAAAUAUCCGAUCCGAAGAGGUACCGAGGUGCGGUAGAAGGCACCAGCAACGCCGAAUGGACAAAAAGACAGAAGAAAAAGGAGAAAAGAAGGAAAUAAAGAGGAAAAGAGAGAGAACACUGCUGGGAGGCAGCCACUCACGGCGCCAUACCAAGAGAUACGAGCCGAAACCAAACUGCACGUUCACGGAGGAGCUGAAUGAAAAGUUCGA
Molecule: messenger RNA, 2532 nt
Organism: Syngnathus typhle (broad-nosed pipefish)
Lineage: Eukaryota; Metazoa; Chordata; Actinopteri; Syngnathiformes; Syngnathidae
Product: lymphocyte antigen 75-like
Exons: 11
Coding region: 293-1069 (258 amino acids)
Biological process (GO): biological process involved in interspecies interaction between organisms
Cellular component (GO): external side of plasma membrane
Molecular function (GO): carbohydrate binding
Source: RefSeq, a predicted model, not a curated record